UCGAUCGUUCUGCGAAAUCCAAACAUGCUUCGUGACAACAAAACAAAUGCGCGGCUGUGCCGCGGAAUUCCUGAAGUUUUUGGAAAAUUUUAAAUUCUCUUUGCUCAUCCGAUUACUCAACAUUUUAACCACACUCUCAACUACGCCUAGAAAUCAACCGUUUUAUUUUUGUAUCGAGGUUUUACUUCUUUAUCCUCUACUCUUUGGUGUGUUUUAAGGUUAAGUGAAUCCGUACUGUGAAAAAUUUCCUUUUGUUCGAAGUUUAAUGCCAGCUUUAUCCUGAAUUAAACUCUGUAAGUAAUUCUUAAGUGCCUUUAUCAGCAGACCGCAAUCCUGACGUUUGUAUCCCUCCCAACGGAACCGUCCAAAAGCUCAUACUCCUUUCCGACAUUGCACUCUGUGAUCUUUACGGUGUCAUUUUCAUGUUAAGUGCCCCCGGAAUUUCUCCUGUUUUAGUUUUUGUCUGGUUAUCAUUUUACAAUGCACAAACGCUCUGCACCGCACAGAGUUGUUUGUAAAGCUUUGCUGGUCUGCGAUGAAGAUGACAAGAGACAGAACAAAACUGCCAAGUCGCAGCGUCAGGCGAGAGAUACACACAAAUCUAUAAUUGAUACAAACUCGACUACAUCUCUUCAAAAUAUCAAUGGACAUGAUGCUGGAUCUCAUGCCUCAGAUAAACGUGAGACUCCUAGGCUGGAGAACAAGACCAGUGAUCCUGUGGACCGGCAAAUGCUGUUGCACCAAGCAACAAGUAACUUGAAUAAUCUUCGCGAAGAUUCAUUAAAGGCAGUAUCCACUGGAGUCAAGCCUGAUGUUCCAUCACACGAUGCAGACACAAAACCAACCAGCAGUGUCAGACAUCUGUCUGUAUCAAGCAAGUUGGAUGCCAAAGAUCGAAAAAUUCAACCUAACGAAAAACUAUACUCUCCGCCUAAACAAGUUUCCUCCAAUGAUCCGUUGCCACCAACAAAGCCACUUGUAAAAAAAUAUGACAAGAAAGAGACAAGAGAAUACAUAAGGAAAAAGAAAUUAGAACGUCAAGAGAAAGAAAAACAAGAAUUGGAGCAACAAAAGAUGGAGCUGGAAUCACGGCGCCAAAAACUCAUGGAACUUCGAGAUACCACACUCAAAGUUCUCAAAGCAAGCAUCAAGAAGAAAAGUCAGACCAAAACUGAGGAAAGAGAAAGAAAUUGGCGAGACUUGGAUGAUAGUGACUAUUUAGAUGCACCACCAUUUUCCCUAAACACAUACGCUGGUAUGAGGAACAUGAACGGUCACUCAAAGCAUGAUUUCGGUUUUACUCAAAGUAUGCAUUAUGGAAAUUAUCCAAGUAAGAAAAAUGAAUUACACAUAGAAGAGAGCUUAAAAGCCCUCCAUUUAACAAGGGAAAGCAAUGAAGGUGUCCCAAUAAAACACCAUCUUAGUCAUUCUAGCGGAGGGAAAAUCAUUCCACACUCACGUUCCAAUGAAGUGGUUAGAGGAUCAUCCAAUCUGCCACACAACCUAGCAAAUACAAAUGUGUCUCAAUCUCAAAUCCAUCUUCAAUCUAUCGGUGAAGGAGACGAUAAGAAAGAAUUCAUCCGCCGUUUAUCAGAGGAAGUCAAUCGUUUGUCUUCAAGCAUUAAAUUUUUAAAAGAAAAUGCUUCCAAAACACUACUUGAGACAAAUAAUAUCAACUCUAAAUCUGUCGAUGGUUUCCGUUAUGCAAGCCAUAGCAAUAAGAAAAUGGAAAUUUCGAAGUCAUGCCAAAGUAUUCCACAUGAAAUGGUUUCUGCUGUGACCGAACUGAAGGAUACUUUGACACUUUUGUCGCACACAAAUUUGAAGCCUGGCUCCAAGAAUAUGCAUCAGGUUCCUGUCUCAAUGCCGUCAACUCACUUGACCCCCGCAGAAAGGACCCAGACAGUGAGUAAAGGCAACGCUAGUAGCUCAAAUCCAAAUCAAGUCGCAGUAGAUAGUAAGAGAGAAGAAAAAUUGCAAUCCGUGUAUCAAAGGCACCCUAAGCGUUUAAAACAUCAGGUUCCUAAAAGUGACGAGGAUCAACAAGGUGCAUCGAAUGAAGAGUCGGAUCGUUCUGCUAGUAGUGGUUUUAUGUUUGAAAGUAAAAGUGCCUCUGUAAAGGAUACAGACUCGGAGGAGUUGUCAGCUCAGUGGCUAAAAUCGCUUGCUUUGAAACCAAAUCCUAUGAAUUUUAUAACUACUCUUAGAAGUAAAUUAAAUUUGAGCAAUCAGAAGGACGGACUUCUCAGUAGUGAUAGCAAACAGUUAAUGAUGGAAAAAAUGUUUGAUGCAUUUAAUAAAAAAUUCAAAGAAAAUUUGGAAAAGUCACUCAGCUCAGAUAAUGAUACUAAAAUACCAGAAUCAACUCACACUAAAAUUACGUUCGAGCCUCUAGACCAAUCUGACUUACAGCUCAAAAUACCCACCAAAUUAGACAAUUCAGAAAAGAAAAGACAAACGGAACCUCUCCCGUUGAAAAAUGGUCACCUGGAAACUGAAGGUGGUAUUCAAUCACAAGAACCCACUGGAAACUUCUCCAUCAAGAGACCACGUACUCUAAGAGCAAAAGAUAAAAGACAUAAAUCCUCGAAAGGUUUGGGCCCAGCAAUUAAAGAACCCUCCAAUUCUAGUCAAAAACCAGAUUGUGUUUUUUUACCACUGAGUAUUGCUCACUUUCCAUCUGCCGAUGAGCUGAAACAUAGCGGGAACUCAUCAACCAGAAGCUCAAGUACCCAGCCUGUGAGUAACAUGGACAAACCACUUACUGUCCCAAAGCUCCAUCUGAAAUCUGGUCUUGCAUCAUCCUCGGAUCUGUCAAUGUUUCACUCAAAAACGAAUUCUGAGGUCUCGACUCAGAGCAAAGAUACGCUUCCUGCCUGCCACGUCAAAAUGCCGAUCCGUCUAAGACAAGUAACAGCAGCCGACAAGAGUUCUUUGUCAUCGAUGAGCGAUUUAUCGGAGUCCACGGUCGCUAUCGAAAACAAAGAGAACGAGUCUCCUCAAGCAGACAAGGAUAUAAGAAAAAUUUUCAACCCUAGCGUCUUACGCUUGCAGGCUGAAGCCGAAUUAAAUCAAAUCGAUCUAUACAAUGAGUCUCUUCAGCAACUAGUUGAUGCAGAACACUACAGAGACCUAACGCUUGCAAAAGAAGUGUCAGGCGAAUUGACUGCUAAAAAGGACUCGCGGAGUAGCUCUCAUUCUAAACAUCGCAAGAAGUCGAGAUCUGCUUCAACUACACCAUCUUUGACAGAAAUCACGGAUACAUCGACGAUUAUGUCAGAGCUGCUGUUGUUGCCUACAACGAAGUUGAAUCGGCCAAGCUUCAAUUUUAAGUUCAGUCCCGACCAAGCGAUUAACAAACAAUCAAUGCAGAUGCUGGAGCAGUUGUUAAAAGAUGAGGAAUUCUGGGCCAACCACCAAAAGGAAAGCUUGAAACUGAGAGAAAAGGCUCUUUUAAACAGUAUAAGAGUAGGAAUUGUCUGGUUUGAAGUGCAAAAGAAACAACUGAAAGAUAGCGGGCAGGAUCAUCUAAUAAAAAAUUUGAAGAAGAAACAAAGAGGAUUGUUAUUGAAGCUACAACAGGAGAAAGAGGAGAUCGCCAGGCUGCAGAAGACAAUUUCCUCUGCAUCAGAGGAACGCAGGCAAAUCCUUCUGCAGCAGUAUCAGCUGGUCAAAUCACAGAUUUCAGCAAAGGAUGUUUUGAAGAAGAAGAAAACAAACUCUGUGUCAAGUAACAAUGUGAACUCGUCGAAAUAUUUCUUGACAAAACCAGUAGAGCAACCCAUCUACAAAUCCAACUCUGCAGACAUAGUUUGUGACAAGAACCUAGGGCAAACAUUAUUGGAAGGUUUAAGAGCCCUCGAACAAGAAAAGUGUAAAAUAUCAGAACGAGAAAAACAACUCAUAGAGCACUCAAAAAAUGUGGAUGAACUGCUUCAGUGGAAGAAAAAAUUCAAGGAUUUGGAAAAGCAAGCCGGUAGCAGCCGCCCUCUCAGAGAUCGAAGUACAUCACCGUUUCGAAUGACCCCAGAACCAACCAACGGCAUUAAUCCACCAACAAUCAUAGACACGGACGUCUGUCAGUCAAAAAAAAGUCAGGAUGACGCACAAAGCAACCAGUGUGGAGACCUCCACAACAUACUCCUCGGGUCAAAAGGGAAUCUAGAGACAAGUGGUGUUCGCUCGUCCGACCAUUAUGGAAGUGAAAGUGUGGAAUCUCCCGAGUCUUCAGAAACACCUAGAGGGCAUCAAUCUUUGUGCAAUACAGACACAACCAAUGCAAUGAAAAACAUUUCCGCUCACACUAAGCAGACAUCCAUUCAUAUUAAAACACCACUCUCUCCGCGGCUACAGAAUAGUAGGAGACUGCGUUACUCAAGUGGAUCUGAUGAUUCGAUGAUAUUUUCUCAAAACGAAACGCUUUCUGAGCAAAGUGAAACAGAAGUCAGAGUAUCAGCACUGCACGAGCAAUUGAAGCAAAGAAAAUUAGAAGCAGAACGCCUUCAAAGAGAGCACAAGCGAGCUCAGAGGGAACGACUGAAAAUGAAGGAGCAAGCUUUGAUCAAGCAAAUACAGGCUUACGAUGAAUACAUUCAGAAAACUCGUCGAGAGCUUGAACAAGAGCUUAGUCAAGCAAUCACCCCGGUUGUGCGUCCACAGAUCAAACAACCCCGCGUUGCCGAAAAAACUGUUUUCAAACGACAAGACAGUGUACCACCAUCCAAUCUCUCCGAGACAAGUGAUACCGUGCCACGUAAAGCCUGUUCUGGUGAAGGCCAGAAAAUACUAGACAAAUUCUUCGAGCAAGGGGAGAGUCAUAGCUCGGAAAUUCCAGAAUCUGAUCAAACUGAAAAUUUUGGAAGGGAAGAAAAAGACGAACGGAUAGAAGAAGUGGACUUCUCAAAUCAGGCGCAAGACAAAGGACAUGAGAACGAAAGUGAUGUAACCAUCAAGUUUGAUGAACUCGAAGGAGACCAAACAUUAAUUGUGCAUGACAUCUCCAAUUUAGAUAAAAAAUCUGAAAGAGAUGAAAUUUCCAACGAGAAGGUUGUUUUCAAGAUUGAUGAGUCUGCUGUGUCAGAAGUUUUACCAUCACCACUCUCACCACUAAAAAGUAAUGAAGCAUCUUCAAAUCAGAACUCAGAAGUGGGAUUAUCAGAAAAACUCAAGUCUUGUCCAGUACAGUUUUCACACGUAGUUUCAGACAUAUCAGUGCCAGAAGUCAUCGAGAACUCAUCGAUCAACAAAGUCGAAAGUGAAGUCGGAAGUGAAAUGCCCGAUUCAGUGUCCGAAAUGCCUAGCCUGCCCACCGCUCAAGAGUCUGAUAGGAUUAGCGUUAAACUUAUCAGUGAUUCCAUCGAUAGAUCAGAACAGAGAGAUCUUAUCAGAGAUCAGGCUGAACAAGAUAUUCUGGCAUCUGUUAAGUCCGUUGUUGAAUCGGGUGAUAAAAAAUCAACCGUAUCAAAUAUUUCUAGUCAUUCAGUUAGUCUCAAAGAGCCAUCAGAAGUGUUAUCACAGGAGGAAAUAUUGCCAGAAAAAACUGAAGAGGCAGCUAACAUCAGUUCUCAGAAAUUCAAUGAUAACAACUCAGAUGUGGUUCAGUCUGAAAAAUCUGUGUCUGAAGUAUGCUUUGAUUCCAAAGCACCCAAAACAGUAGAAAAUUCAGCAGAGGAAAAUGUUCCAACUAGAAAUUCUAUGUUUAAACCAGAUUUGGAAAUUUCUUCAAGUAUCAUUAUAGCAGGUGAAGAUUGGAUGAACGCCGAUGACUUUUUUGAGGCAAAUUUCCCAACUACUAACAAGGCUUUGAAGUCAAGUGAAAAUAGACUUGAGUCAUUAUUACCUAUAGAUCAAGGUAAGGUGAAUAUGUCGAGUUCUUCUAUAAGUGGCGAAGGUUUGGGAACAAAAUUGGAUUUUCCCGAUCAAGUCCCAGAUUUAGAGAUUCCCUUCUCUGAGGGGCCUGAGAAAGUGUUAUCUAGUCACGAGUCGGAGUCAGACAAUGAAGACGCCAGUUCAAAAUGUGAUUCUGUCGCCAGCAAAGUAUCAGAGUCGUCAGUCAAAUUUUCUGAAUCGGGAAAGUCAUACGAAAAAGACCGCUCCCUAUCAGAAGUCAUUGAAAACUGUGAAGUGAGCGAGAUUCUUGACACCAGCAGUACAUCAAAUGAGAGUUGUAAAACCUUUGAACAUGACUUUGAAGAAACAAAGGAUACGAACCAUCUGUUCUCAAAUUUACCAGAAACUAAAGAAGAGGAAUGCAAGCAGCAGCCUUUAGUUUCGCCAUGUCCCAGUGAUGUUACGGAUCUUAUCACAGAUGCGAUACUCAGCAACUUGUUACAAGAUAGUUUUGAGUGUAUCCCACCUGUCAAACCAGCUGCUGGGCCAGCGGAGGAACCUGUGAAUACAAUGGAGACUCCCUUCAUUGAAGCCUUGAAACGGGACCACGAGGCGCUGAAAGUAAAGGCGAAAGGGCGAAGUGACGAAGAAAAGUGGGAGGUGGCAGCUGAAAGGGAUAAGCUGUAUAGUGCAAUCAGCGUGGCUGAGAUGCUGUUAGGUGUCUGUUUGAACGAUGCCACAGAGACAGUUCUGAAUAUCCGGAAAAAAGUUGAGAUUAGCGGUCAAGGAGACUCUGCAGUAGAUAGUUCAAUCAAUGCACAGGAAUGCUUGCUAGAAGCUAAAAAAGAUUUGCUGCCUGCUUCUAUUGUUGAGCCUGUUCCCAAAGCCGUUGAAAUUACAUCUGUCAAAGACCAAACUGGUGUUGGACUUGGUGACGAUGUGGACUUCAACCAGGACUGGCUAAUUGAUGAGGCCUGUGUUGUGAGAGAAGCUGAAAAGUUACGACUGAAACAGCUCCAAAUUGAACAAGAAAUCGAACGUCUUCAGCAGGCACAACAAGAAGCACAGCAGCAAACUCAACAAGCGCCUUACAUUUAUGAGCGCUACCUCCGGGAAAUCCCGAACAAACCUCCACCUCCGUACACACCUCCUGUCCAACCAGAGAGUGUCCCGACUGACGAAACAAUCGUCUUGAACAUUGUAACCUCAGCUGCAGCUCAUAUUUAUGACUCCAGGCUGAUUCAUGUUGAACCAAAACCACCGCCAAGCUUUACGUCAGAUAAAAACAACUCUUUGGCCAUUUACAAGAAAUUCCUGUACGACCUUUGUCUUCAGCUGAUUAAUGAGAUCUACACAGACGACCAGAAUGAAUCUGCUGAGCCAUGGGAAAAGACUGUCAAACGGAGAGCUAAAACAAAGGUCCCCACGAAUAAGGCCAUGCUCAUCGAGGAGAUCAAACAGAAGGUAUCAAUUCUAUUUGGGUUCCGCAAGAAGGUCGCAAAAGAGAAUUUAAUCAUUCGGUGGAGUCGGAAGAAGCGCGACCAUGUCGACGAGCUGCUUGUUCGAGAAGCUCAGGAAGAAGAGCACGAGUGGACCAACUACGAGUUCGAUGAAAUCACGGUCAAAAACCAAGUGACUGUAGCACUUCUCAACAACCUACUCAACAAUACAGCAGCCGCACUGAGCAAGGCCUUCAAAACUAAACUUGAAAAGUUAGAGCAACAAGAAAACAGUCAAUCUGUAAACUGAGGUAAACUUAUUAGUUCUGUUAUUGUUCGGGCCCUCUUUGUUUCAUAGAGGUAGAUCUUAUGAUUAUUUUAAGCUGUACUGUAGACAGUUAAGCUGUACUAUCAUGAAUUUGGGUCAUAAAUGGCAAGAUAUUAACAAAAUGAAGCUCUGACAUGCCACAGAGAUGUGCGAUUUAAGUACUUUUUCUCAUGUGAAAUUUUGCAAGAAACAGGACGGUGUCCUUAGUUUUCUCUGGAGCGAAUUAUGAAGCUCAGAAAAAGCUCUCAAAGCUGACGCUGUAACAGGAGAGCUUGCUUACGCCAUGGUAAGAGUCCAUCUCUUUAUCCAGCCAAACUCUGCAUGCACGAAUAGGGUGCAAAUACAAUAGCAAGGUCGCCACUUUUUGCGGGGCCUCCAAAUCUGGAACCAUGCCCUACUAAUGUAUUUGCUCCUUAUUUGCACAGUGCAUGGAGAAUUCGACCGGGUGUAGAGGUGAACUCUCAACAUACCAUAGGCAAUCCUCUCCAUUGCAGCCUCGAUUAUGAAAGCUGCUGCUUUUGAGCUUGGAAGUCCGUUUCAGAGAGAACUGGUGGGUAGUGACAUCGUUUUUUUCAUGAAAUGUUACUUGAGGGAAAGUACUUUAAUUGCAGAUCUAUGUUGCAUGUCAGGGGUGAAUUGUUGGAAUGGAACACUGUUUGAAUGAAGGGAAGUACCCCCAAUUGAUGUAAGUUGUUCCAUUGUUUUCAUUGAAAUUAUUCAGAGAUUCUUGAUAGUUUAUUCUGGUUAAGGAGCUUUCAGCUCUCAGCAAUGAAGUCUAAAAAAAUGACUGCACUAUUGCACAAUGUAAUUUUUAUCACUGAAUGUGUUUUAUUUCACUUGUGCAUGUCUCAAUGGUUUAUGACUUGAUGGAAAGGAAUGAAAGGGAAUUUGUAGCUACUAUUUCUGUGCUAUGUAGAGAAAAUGCAGUCAGUAUGGUCCUACUUCUGCCUGCUAUUUCAUGUGGUCAGUCUGACCUCUUCUUCUCCUCUCAAUCAGUCUGAAACAUUACUGCAAUUUGUAAAAAUAACUGAUCCAAUCUGGAGAAAACUGGAUUAGUGUAAAAAAUCUUAAUUACAUUUUAAAAUAUCUUAGCGGGUAAUUCGAUAAAUCUUGAAGGCUUUUUCAAGCGUACAAAAUAGGAAUGUGAAACGUAAGACAAUUGAAUGUGCGCUCUGUUUGUGAUGUAAUGUUUUCAAUAGAUUUGUACCCAAUUUAAUUGGAUGUAACGAAUGCAUUAAUUUUAUUUCUGUAUUUCGAAUCUUGCUUUUUCAUGCCUUGCCAUGCCCUACCCUGAGACUGUCUCAGACUCAUGAAACAAGUUUUCGAAGCAGGAAUAGGUUGUUGAGUUUUUAAAGUUGAGAUUGUAAAUUGCCUUUUGGUCGUAUUUUGGACCUUCAUUUAAUUAUUUUUUUUCUCUUUAUGAGUGAUUAACUGUUUGUCUUUCAUAGUUCAAGGAACUAGGAUUGUCUAACUUUCAACGAAUGUGAUUAGCCUUAUUUCAAGCAGUGGACUUUAUUGCCCAUUGGUGUAGUGUAACUAGGUAUUAGAGGGAAGAGUUUAAUACACGAUUAUAUUUAUAUUGUUAACAGUUAAAAUUGUCCAAACGAUCACCAUUAAUUGUAAUCUGGUAAAGAAAAUUUCUAUCUUGUCUUUUUCACCUCAAGCAAUUACAGGAGUCUGCUGUGCUCAUCACUGUAACCAAGCUUUGAUGGUUGAAUCUUAAUGAUGAGCACGAACCAAUGAUGACUCAGAUUUUCCCCAUUCAAAGACCAGUGGAUCCUGGCGUCCACUUCGAUAGUGUUUAUCGUGGUUCCUACUGUUCAGUCUCAUCAGCCAGCAAUGAAUAUUUGCGUUGAUUGCUUUGUAUGUUUUGUAUGGAUGAAACUAUGAUGCUAAAAACCAUGAUCUGUCCUGAUGCGUUUGUGUUUUUGAAAAACACAUUCUGCAGCUGAAGUUGAAUGUAGAAAAAUAGUUUUUACAGCAGUGACAGAGAAUUCAAGAGACGUUGCUCUGAUUAUCUAAGCCGUUUAAAUGGAAGAGGUGAAAAUUAAUUUCAAUGAUCAAAGCUAAUUUUUACCUCAUGAAUUAUGAUCGAUGAUUCAUGAAGAUUGUGUCGAGAAUUUUUGUUACCUGAUGAAAUCAGAGAAAUUUCUUGUCAAGCAGGUUGAGAAACAGAUUUGUCAAGCUAUAUUUUGUCUGUUGGGGCAAUGCCUCACUUAUCAAUUACCUUACAGUUAAAAAUAUUUUUGAUCCCUGAACUUAAUUUUUCAAAGCUUUUAUUGCAGAAUUUGUCAAAUACAUUUUGAGCGGACUCUAUCAAUUUUUGAAAGCCCUCAAGAUUCCAAACAAGAAAAUUUCAUCUAGUGACUUUUGCAAUUGACCUGUUGCAUCAAGCACCUCUUUCAGCUCUCCUGUUAGGAACUAUACUUGAAAUUUGUAUCGAUUGAAGUGUGUAAUUUGUUUUGCCUUUCUCUCACCAUUAUUUUAGUUUUUAUAGGAAAUUUGUGGUUCACCUACGCAUUUGUCGAAUCCGAUGCAUUUCUUUCUAACCCUGCAAUUACAUCUCAUUAUAUUUGUACGGAUUUCUCUAAAGAAACAUUCACGCUGGUGAUGUUUCCAGAGAUAGCUCAAAUCUUGUGCCCAAAUAAUUGGCCGUUAGUCUGCUCAUAUCAUUAGUCUCUAAGUAGUAUUAUUUAUUGAAUACUAUUGUGUUUUGAAGACUGACCGUGUAUUUGUAAGGCGUAGUCAAAUUUUAUUCAUGCAGAUCUUUUUAAUUUAUUUUAAAAGUAAGGACGUUAAUUAUUUCUUAUUGAUGGAUAUUUUGAGAGGAUUUUUUAAGUCAUAGUUCUAGAAAUAUGUUAAUUUUAUUUUUUUUGUGUGACCAAGGGUUGUAGAAAAAUCCCAGGGGUUGUUGGUUGGUUACAGUUGCUCAGCCUGGCUGCUCUUUUGAAAGUAGAUUCAAUGUCAGUGGAUACGAUUGCUAGGCAAUUACAGGAAAAUGUAGGUAUCAUAAGAGCAAGUACAUAGUAGAGCAGUUGGUCCCUUAACAUGGUGUAUGAAUUUUUCUUUUGAAAAAGGAGAAAAACGCAUGAGCCCAGACUUCUGUCGUUAAUAUAUAAUGUCAAGCAUAGCUCAUUGAUUUGCAGACUUUCGCCUUUUCACUUGUCAAAAUAUUCAGUUGAUUUUAACACGCGUCGUGAGCAGGAAGGCAGAGGUUUGAACACUCAUGAGCCUUGCUUUGAUAUUUUAGCAAUUGGAGCCAGGGCUCAAAAGCGUCUAGACUUCCACUCUUUUCAAAAAUAUGAUUCAAGUAUGGUAUUAGUCAACUGAACACACCAUCAGACUGCCAGUUCGACAAGUAACAUUUUCUCACCACUUUUGAUCAGAUGUAACCAAACCUUGAUUUCAACACAGUUCAAAUUUCUAACAAGCCAAGUAGCCAAACACCCCUUUUUUUCUAUGACUCAGUGGAGCGAUUGCAGAGAUGAAGAUCAUUUAUGUUCGUGUUAUUUUAGACCAUCGAUUGCCUUUUUUGCACCAAGAUAGGUUCCUAUGGUAGAUAUUGUUCAGGUUCGACAGUUGGCAGCAGGACAAAAUCAAGGAAAAAAGGAUGCUCUCUACUCAUCCUAGUAAUUCCUGUUAAUUUUACUCUGAUAUUUUAGAGACAGCUUGUUAAAGUGAAGGAAGCUUAGUGUUUCUUAUGGUGAUUCUAAGUAAUGUAGGGACGGUGAGGUCUACUCUUAUGUUGACACUGUGUCUUUGAGUAACAAAUUUAUCGCUAACUACUGAUCUAUAACGUAAAAUUGCAUAAAUACCGAGCAGUGCGCCUUUAGAUUUGUGAAGAUUCAUUCAUAAUCUUCAUUGGAAAGUACCUUAAGGGACGUUGCUAACUAACUCAAUGUUUAAGAGAGGGAUACUAUCUGUCACGGAAGUUAAUGAUAUAAAUUUUCGAUGAAUCCUCAGAAAGUUGAACUGAUGCCGUACCACUCAAUAUUAAUGCUGCCUUACGUUAUAAAUAUGUCUCUUGCACUAAUUUGUGCAUUAUUAUUGCUUCUCAAAGACUAUGUAGCAGCACAAUCGAGUGACCAGAGCUUGUCCCUAGAUCACCUAAGCGUUACCUUAAUGCUCUUCAAUGGGUCUUUUGCUCUCAAGAGGUACAGCUAUCCUAGUACUUAUUUGAAGGUUAAAUUGUUCAAAAAUCUUGUUGAGCACAUCAGAGUUGUCUAAAAUUCACUCCACAAAGCACAAUUUGCGUUACCGUUAUGACUUCGAAUCAUUAUUCAAACAAUCUCACAAACUGUUACACAUUUUUCCUCCAUAGGAGACUGUUUGUUUGUGUAGAUUAGGUCUCCUUGUGUCUUGCUUUGCGGGCAAAUGUCAUUACCAGUGAUGAAGAAAAUCUGUCUUUAAACACAAGAAAUUUUACGUGAAAAGGCGGGUGCUGAACACUUCUGAUGUGCUCUAAGUGAUUUUCGAGUAAUUUCCUCUCUUCAGAGUCAUCUCCGCUGACUGUAUACGUGUGCAACGGACCCAUCACAGUUUAGUCUCCUUUCAGCCAGGAAUAAGUUUUUUCAGGUUUUUCGUUUAAGCAUAAAUUACUUGAUCGGGUCGAGAGCUCCAAAGUUGGUUAUGAAUAAUCAGUGUUUACUCCGUACUCUGUAGGUUAUCAAGAAAGGUAGCAACAAAGAGUAUUGAUACACUUUGGACUUCCCUCAUGACCGAGUAAUUUUAGCUUUUGUAAAGACAUUUUUAUUGUUGAUACCUUCUUUGAUUAUGACAAAAAUGAUUCAGAGCUGCCAAACGGCUCAGUGAUCUCUGUUGUGGGGUGUUGAUUUUUAAAGACUGUUAGGGAUGAAGUGCACUUAAGCUAUUUUCGAAUUAUUGAUUUUCUCCUAGACAUUUGAUCAAGACUUUUUUUAACUAAAUAAAGUGUAUGUUUUAAUGAAAA
Messenger RNA from Bemisia tabaci, 12544 nucleotides. RefSeq lists its product as uncharacterized. The record is from RefSeq and is a predicted model, not a curated record. Gene Ontology annotation, biological process: microtubule anchoring. Lineage: Eukaryota; Metazoa; Arthropoda; Insecta; Hemiptera; Aleyrodidae. Gene Ontology annotation, cellular component: centrosome. Gene Ontology annotation, molecular function: microtubule binding.